GCCAACAUGUUCCUCCUUCCCGUCCUCCUCCUCCUCAUCAUCUUCACCCUCACCCUCGCAGACGAGACCGACUGCAACCCGCUGAACAAGACCUGCCCGGCCGACGCCGCCCUCGGCACGGCGCACACCUGGUGGUUCAACAGCACGCUGGACAGCAGCCUCUGGAACAUGACCACCGGCACGCCGGAGUACACGUCGGAGGGGGCCAACUUCACGAUCCGCAGCGUGAACGGCUCGACGCUGCUGCAGUCGAACUUCUACAUCUUUUUCGGGGUAAUGGAGGCGCACGUCAAGAUGGCCGCGGGCGCGGGGAUCAUCAGCAGCGUGAUCCUGCAGUCGGACGACCUCGACGAGAUCGACUGGGAGUGGGUGGGCUACAACACCAGCGCGGUGCAGUCGGACUUCUUCGGCAAGGGCAACACCACCACCAGCGACCGCGGCGGGUUCCACGCCGUCGCCGACGCCGACACCCAGUUCCACAACUAUACCUCGUACUGGGACCGGGACCGGCUGGAGUGGUGGAUCGAUGGCCAGCUGGUGCGCACCGUCAACUACUCCGAGCCGCUGACGGUGUACGGCCGCAAUUACCCCCAGACGCCGUGUCGCGUCAAGGUGAGCGUGUGGCCGGCGGGGAUCCCGUCGGAGUCGAUCGGGAAUAUCGAGUGGGCGGGCGGGCUGGUGGAUUGGGAUGAUCUGCCGUUUACCAUGGUGGUGCAGCGGAUCCGCGUGCAGGACUUUCAUACGGGGAAGGAGUACGAGUAUACGGAUCGGUCGGGGUCGUAUGAGAGCAUCAAGGUGGUUAGUGGGAAUUCGACGGCGAAAGCGGAGAUCAACAAGACGCCCAAGAAGACUCUGGCGCAGAAGUGGGCGGAUCUUCCGACUGCCGCCCAUGUCGGGGUGUACUGUGCCGCCGCGGUGGUCGCUGCCGCGGCCGUGGCGGCGUUCGUGCUCUACUGCAUCCGGCAACGGCGCCAGGGUCGGCUGGAGCGGGCGCUGGCUGAAAGCCCUCAGAGUCCAGUCCAAUCGACCGAAAUGGAUACGUACAAGAAGCAGUGGCGGCAGAGCGAGUGGGGGCGACGGGGGUACCGGAAUGUCGAGCAGUGA
This is a messenger RNA of Aspergillus japonicus CBS 114.51, 1104 nucleotides long. Its product is annotated as glycoside hydrolase family 16 protein. The record is from RefSeq and is a predicted model, not a curated record. The transcript is spliced from 2 exons. Gene Ontology annotation, cellular component: fungal-type cell wall. Gene Ontology annotation, molecular function: hydrolase activity, hydrolyzing O-glycosyl compounds; glycosyltransferase activity. The coding region runs from base 7 to 1104 and encodes 365 amino acids. Lineage: Eukaryota; Fungi; Ascomycota; Eurotiomycetes; Eurotiales; Aspergillaceae. Gene Ontology annotation, biological process: carbohydrate metabolic process; fungal-type cell wall organization.